Molecule: messenger RNA, 1451 nt
Organism: Danaus plexippus (monarch butterfly)
Lineage: Eukaryota; Metazoa; Arthropoda; Insecta; Lepidoptera; Nymphalidae
Exons: 3
Coding region: 291-1388 (365 amino acids)
Source: RefSeq, a predicted model, not a curated record
GUCAUUCACCUCUUAGAGACAUUAUUGCGAAGUAAUCCUCUAUAGACCAUGUAGGUACCUACCAAGAUGUGUUCAUGGAAAAUAUGUAAAAGAAAAUAAGUUUGAGCGGGGAUAGUUUUCCAUUGACUGCACUACUUGUGGUCCAACAUCUUCCAUCUUACUUGACGUCUUAGUUUCGUAGUGAGAGGAAGCCAUUGUUUAGUUUCGAGCAAAAUUUUGACGGUUGCUUUUUUGGCAAUCGGAUAGCUUUACAUUUCAAGUUGUUUUCAUGUCAAAUAGUCGUGGUGAGAAUGGUGAAAUUUUUGUGGUUGAUUUUGUUGUUUGCGCAGACGAUUUUGGCUAGUGACAACGAAUUACCCGUUUCUGAUACUGAAAAGUCGUUAAGAUAUCUUCCCUUAUACGAAGUGAAGAGGUACGACAGGCCUAUUGGAGGUGGUCUUCCUCCUUUAACAUCUGUUCCUGUGGCCGGUGAGAGAUGCUCGGCUCGCCUCGAGUCGGCUUUGGAUCAGUUGAAACGACGAAAAAGAAAUCAACCAAAGAGUUUAGAUAUGCCAAUGAGUCAAAGUAUUGAUCUCAACGGCUACAGCUUGUACCAAGCGAUGAGAAGCGCGCCAGUUGAUAUGUAUGUAACAAGAAUGCGAGUUCGUCUUCCACAGAACAGCAAUUGGGUUAGAGUCGAGAAGUGUUACUUCGAUCCAAGGAACGUAUCUCUAGACACCAUGCUUCUGUUCCACGACCUGACAAUUAGCGGAAAUGUCGAUUUAUAUGAGGUCAAUGAACUUGACAGAACUAUACCACCUAGUCGGAGGUUAAGGAGGAAUCACGCUGAUGUAAAAUAUGAUAACGGCUACUCAAAAUCAAGAGGAGCAAAUGGAUGUAACAUGAUACUAAGGUUAAGAAAAGCUGGAAUCGGUUUCCACACACGGCCUCUCAACCAACAGCCAGGAAAGUUCAACGUGAAAACUGAUUCAGAAUUCGUGGAGCCUGGUUUCAUCAGCGUGUAUGCUUACGGUUGUGAGAAAUAUAUUAACAAAAAUGGAGUGAGAAAUAAAGACAACCUACCAUUGAGACGAAGGAAGAGAUCUGAUGAGUUCACCUUCGAACCGGGUUUAGAAACAUCUUCAGAAGACGACAAAAUGGAUGCGAGAUCAUCCGAUAAUUGGGAUAUUGUUUAUGAACCGAGCGAUAAUAGACUCAAUUACGAAAGGAGUAAGUUAUUCCGACCAGAAGACAAUUUGGAUGAAAUGGAAGACAUUUCACGUGAAAUGGAAGAUAUAUUUACGAAGGGUAUCCGUACAUUACUAACGACGUACAUGAAGAAAGAGCUACAACCAGCUAUUAAAGACACUUUAAUGAGAAACAUGGGUUACGUUAUAUCAUAUGGUUGAAUGUGUGCUUAAAAAAAAUUUCCUUAGUGUAAAUCCGCCCUAAAUAAUGUGAAAAUAAAUUUA